AAGCUGCUGCCGCUCGGCCUUUGACAGCUGCGGCUGAGCCUCGCAGCAGCGGUGCCGCGCAGCCCUCCGCGCUCCCGCGCCUCGCUGCUGCCCCCUCCUUGGCGGCUUGCUGGGGAGCCCCCUGUCGGCCCCCGGCGGGGCAGGAGGCGGUGGGGUGGGCGCCGCGGCGAGCCCCGACCAUGCACUGCUACCUCCUGAGCGUGCUCCUCAGCCUGGACCUGGCGGCCGUGGCGCUGAGCCUGUCGACCUGCAGCACCCUCGACAUGGAUCAGUUCAUGCGCAAGCGGAUCGAGGCGAUCCGGGGCCAGAUCCUGAGCAAGCUGAAGCUCACCAGCCCCCCGGACGAGUACCCCGAGCCCGAGGAGGUGCCGCCGGAGGUCAUCUCUAUCUACAACAGCACCCGGGACCUGCUGCAGGAGAAAGCCAACCACCGAGCCGCCACUUGCGAGCGGGAGCGCAGCGAGGAGGAGUAUUAUGCCAAAGAGGUUUACAAAAUUGACAUGCUGCCGUUUUACCCCGAAAAUGCCAUCCCACCAAGCUAUUACAGCCUUUACUACAGAAUUGUAAGAUUUGAUGUCUCAGCGAUGGAGAAAAAUGCUUCCAACUUGGUGAAGGCAGAGUUUAGAGUCUUCCGUUUGCAGAAUUCAAAGGCACGGGUAUCUGAGCAACGAAUAGAACUGUAUCAGGUUGUUAAAUCCAAAGAAUUACCAUCACCAGGACAGCGCUACAUUGAUAGCAAGGUAGUUAAAACAAGAGCUGAAGGGGAAUGGCUAUCUUUUGAUGUCACUGAUGCUGUACACGAAUGGCUCCAUCACAGAGACAGGAAUCUUGGAUUUAAGAUAAGUUUACACUGUCCAUGCUGUACCUUUGUGCCUUCAAAUAAUUAUAUCAUCCCAAAUAAAAGUGAAGAGCUUGAAGCAAGAUUUGCAGGUAUUGAUGACUCCUACACAUAUUCCAGUGGUGAUGUGAAAGCUUUAAAGUCCAGUAAGAAAAAAUACAGUGGGAAGACCCCACAUCUUCUGCUAAUGUUAUUACCCUCCUACAGACUUGAGUCGCAACAGCCCAGUCGGCGGAAGAAGCGUGCUCUAGAUGCUGCCUAUUGUUUUAGAAAUGUGCAGGAUAAUUGCUGCUUGCGUCCACUUUAUAUUGACUUCAAGAGGGAUCUUGGCUGGAAAUGGAUUCAUGAACCCAAAGGGUACCAUGCUAAUUUCUGUGCAGGAGCCUGCCCAUAUUUAUGGAGCUCUGAUACUCAGCACAGCAGAGUACUGAGUUUAUAUAAUACGAUAAAUCCAGAAGCCUCUGCCUCUCCAUGCUGUGUAUCCCAAGAUUUGGAACCCCUCACCAUCCUGUACUACAUUGGCAAAACACCAAAAAUUGAACAGCUUUCCAACAUGAUUGUGAAGUCAUGCAAAUGCAGCUAAAAGAUACCCCUGAAAUGGCAUGUUGUGUGUGUAUUAAAAAAAAAACAACCAAGGAUAAAAGAAAAAGGGAGAGAGAAAAGA
Molecule: messenger RNA, 1502 nt
Organism: Gavialis gangeticus (Gharial)
Lineage: Eukaryota; Metazoa; Chordata; Crocodylia; Gavialidae
Gene: TGFB2
Product: transforming growth factor beta 2
Exons: 7
Coding region: 180-1421 (413 amino acids)
Biological process (GO): regulation of cell population proliferation; transforming growth factor beta receptor signaling pathway; BMP signaling pathway
Cellular component (GO): extracellular region
Molecular function (GO): growth factor activity; cytokine activity; type II transforming growth factor beta receptor binding
Source: RefSeq, a predicted model, not a curated record